Guyanagaster necrorhizus is the source of this 723-nucleotide messenger RNA. RefSeq lists its product as uncharacterized. NCBI's taxonomy places the organism in Eukaryota, Fungi, Basidiomycota, Agaricomycetes, Agaricales, Physalacriaceae. The record is from RefSeq and is a predicted model, not a curated record. The transcript is spliced from 2 exons. The coding region runs from base 1 to 723 and encodes 240 amino acids.
AUGCUUGAGGAUGUUUCCUUUCUGUGUUUAGCAGUCUUUGCCAAAUUUCUGGGCAGUCUGUCCACUAUGGUCAAAGAUCUGACAAUUGGAAAGUGUACAGUCAAGCUCUUGUCUGACUCAGAUGACAGCGCAAUGCACUGGAACUUCACUGACAAGAGGAUUCAACUAGAGUCUCUUAGUGUCGCCUCAGAUGCGCUACUAGAAUUCCUUCUCCGAGACGAGUCUCCGGUCGACUUUUCUCAUUUGAAAGAGGCAAAGACCAGAAAUGCAGAAAUUCACCUCCUCAACAAACUUUCCUGCCUUAGCCCUCAAUUAGUCAUUGCCGUUGUCACUGCCCUUGACCUGGAAUCGAACAAAGAACCUCUCAAGCUUCCUAUCGUCAGAAAAUUAGAUUUGUCGCUCCUUACAAUGGAACGGGGAACCAUGUCCCUCGCCAACCUCUUCCAAUUAGCAAACCCCAACUUGGAAGUAUUGAACCUCACAAUUCCCUUCGACUUUGUCACAAGCAAGACUAGUGGGUUGGAGGCGUUGGCAUUGGCGUUGGCACUGUCGAGGCAACCAAAGUUAAAAAUCGUGAAUGUCGUGGUAUGGGCAUUGAGGAAUAAUUGGAAGUUUCAGAAUGAGCCUGGCAUCGAACAGCGGUGGAGUGCAUUAUUGGGUGUGCUGGAGAACAAUGGCGUUAAGCUCACAAUGGACACCGUUCAUCGACGAUUGGUCGUCUAA